Panthera uncia (snow leopard) is the source of this 1727-nucleotide messenger RNA. RefSeq names its product olfactory receptor 10AC1-like. Gene Ontology annotation, molecular function: olfactory receptor activity; G protein-coupled receptor activity. Gene Ontology annotation, cellular component: membrane. NCBI's taxonomy places the organism in Eukaryota, Metazoa, Chordata, Mammalia, Carnivora, Felidae. Gene Ontology annotation, biological process: G protein-coupled receptor signaling pathway. The record is from RefSeq and is a predicted model, not a curated record.
GGGAGGGGUGUGUCACCGCGACCCUCCUCUCUGGCCUGCACCCCUGUCCUCCCUCAGGUUCCGACAUGAGCCCCUGGCCUGGGUCAAACUGGACGGCUCCGCGGGAGUUCGUGAUCCUGGGUUUCUCCGGGUGGCCCCGGGGGCUGCGGCUGCUGCUCUUUGCCUUCCUGCUGCCACUCUACCUGGCCACGCUGGUGGGAAACCUGCUCAUCCUGGGCCUGGCCGUCGGGGACCCCGCCCUGCACACUCCCAUGUACUUCUUUCUGGGGGCGCUGUCGGCCGUGGAGGCGGCCUACACGCUGGUGCUGACUCCGCGCACGCUCGCGGGCUUCCUGCUGCCCCCGGGGGGCCAGGCGGUGGCCCGCUCCACCUGUGCUGCCCAGAUGGGCCUCUUCGUGGCCCUGGGAGGCUCCGAGUGCCUGCUGCUGGCCGCCAUGGCGCUGGACCGCUACCUGGCCAUCUGCCGCCCUCUCUGCUACCCCCGGCUCAUGACCGCGGGGCGCUGCCGGUGCCUUCUCGCCUCCUGCUGCGCUGGGGGCUCUCUCCUGGCCUUGGGCCUCACCGUGGCCAUCUUCCAGCUGCCCUUCUGCCGGGGGGGCCUCGUCAACCACGUCUUCUGUGACCUCCCGGCCGUGUUGGUGCUGGCCUGUGGGGACCGGGACCUGCAGGAGAGGGUCCUGCUGGCCGCCUGCCUGCUGCUGCUGGUGCUGCCUCUGGUCCUGAUCCUGCUGUCCUACACCAGGGUGCUGGCGGUCAUCCUGGGAGUCGGGGGGGUGGCAGGCCGCCGCAAGGCCUUCAACACGGUGGCGUCGCAUCUCACCGUGGCCGUGCUCCACUACGGCUGUGCCACGGCCAUGUACGCCAGACCCCUGAGCAGCCGCUCCCUCGAGGAGGACAAGCUGGUGUCGCUCGUCUACAUCAACCUCACGCCGUUGCUCUACCCCGCCAUCUACACGCUGCGCAACCGGGACGUGCAGGGUGCCCUGUGGCGGGUGGUCGGCGGCAGGACGUCAGGGAACGUCGUCCGGGCCGAGGUCAGCUAAUGCUGCGUGCCAGACGGCGUCUGGCCUGCGAUCUCCCCCCGUGAGGGGAACCUCCCCAUCCCAGAGCCGUCUGUGGCUCCCCAAGACCUGCUGGAGCCCAGCGUCACAAGGACUCCAAAAGCGGACUUGAGCCGAGUUCUUUGGCUGCUGUGGACAUUUCAAGCUGAAUGGUUCUCGCUGGUGGCCGUGCACCGGAGAAUAUUCAGCAGCCACCCCUUGUCUCUACCCAGUAGAUGCCACUUGCACACCACCCCCCCCCAGUUGAGAUAAUAAACAAUGUCAUUAGACAUUAUCAAAUGUCACCUGGGGGGAGGGCGCAAUCAGCCCUGGUUGAGAACAACUGCUCUAAAUUCUGACCACACGGUACGUUUUGAAGAGAAACGAGUGCUAAAAGGUACAAGUUUAUGGUUCCUUAAUUUAUAAUACACAACUGAAAAUAAUGCAAAUGUUCACGAACAUGGAGUAGACGCGAACGACUUGUGGCCGAGUCAUGGGAUGGGGACGCCUGGGGGGGCUCAGUCGGUCCGACUUUGGCUCAGGUCAUGAUCUCGAGGUUCGUAGGUUCAAGCCCCACAUGGGGCUCUGCCCUGACAGCCCAGAGCCUGGAACCUGCUUUGGAUUCUGUGUCUCCCUCACUCUCUGCCCCUCCCCCGCUCAUGCUCUGUCUCUCUCAAAAAUAAACAU